AUGAAGAAGCUUAUGAUUGUCUGCAAGAACUAUAAUAUAAAGAUCGAUAUCAUAAAAUGGUUCCAAGGAGGCUGCUUUCUCAGCAGCCAAAAGAGACAGACACAAGGGGAACCAGGACGAAGCGAGGAGACAACCUCCAUAAAACACCGGAGCAACCGCUCACAAUGGAGCAGAGAAACAAAUAAGCUCGCCAUUACACGUGCCGCCACACACGAGCCGCCACGUCCUACGCGCGUUGCCACCAGAACACGCCGGAAGAGGAGAGACCCACCUCCGAAGAGUUCACGCACAUUCGCCGGAGACCACCAGUAA
Eruca vesicaria subsp. sativa (arugula) is the source of this 312-nucleotide messenger RNA. The record is from the annotation of a GenBank genome assembly. NCBI's taxonomy places the organism in Eukaryota, Viridiplantae, Streptophyta, Magnoliopsida, Brassicales, Brassicaceae.